AGCCAGCGUCACUUUCGUUUUUCGGUGUUUGUCGUGGCGUCAUGAUGAUUCACCCGGAUGAAGCGGCAUUUCUGUCUGAGAUAUCGGAGCUCCUGGGCGAUUUCGAGACCCCUACAGCGGCCGAAGCGAUCCGUCAUGUACCCACAGCGGUAGCUAGUCCUGCGGGGCUGCUGUCCGCUAGUCACCAACUCGUAGCGGAGACGGAGGCGCUGCUCUCGUCCUGCAGCACUCCUUCCUCCGAGGAAAACAAGACUUCACGAAACCAAACAUUGGCAGAACGCCGCAAGAUACGGAAUGCUAACGCAGCCAAGAGGCGACUCAAAUAUUGCAAGAAAAUUGAGAAUGAGAGGGAGCUGCUCAAGCAACAAGCGAAGGAGCUAGCGGGCGAACUGGUCGAGCUACAAGCGAAGCAGAGCGAACGUCACGUGGUGACGCCGUCCAUGCCUGUGUGGCAAGCCGUCGCCAUCCGUCAGCUGCAGAGUCGGCUGAAGGCUGAAGCCGAACGCCGUCGCCUUCGAGAGAUCGUUGCAACGCGCACAAAACUCCUUCGAGAGCUUGGCGAGAAGGUGCAACAGCAUUUACAGGGGGCACACCAGGAGGAUAGAACUGGAGAGGGGACGCCUCUGACAGCAGAAGACAAAACGCUGUUUGAGAAAUACCUACAGGAUAUGGACGUGGCUUACAGCCAGGUGGGCAGUAUUCUCACCGCUUGGGGUGUCCUCAAUACCUCUCUGGCUUCGUUCCACCCGGAUCCGAAGCGGUUGAACGAUGGGAAUGCGGAAUACUACGAGAGUUUGGGUGUACAGUUGACCCCUUUCAAUAGUCAACAGACUGGUACUGCUUUGUGGCAAUCGAUGCGUCUUCGACAUCAACAAAAGUGUCGCCUCCAGUAUAGAGGUGUAUCUGAUCCUGAGAACAUGCUCGCCGUCAAGUUCCGAGUGGAAGACUCGGAUAAACCUGCAAGCUUGGUGAUCCGGAUUGUGCUUCGAAAGUGGGUUGAAGACGAGCAAGCAGUAAUUCUGUGGCGAGCUCAUACUCAGGGCGAGGGUGAGCUCAGUCACUUUCAUGCGGACGAAACUGGCUGGUCAGUUGUGCGCCCGACUGACGUGAAAACACAUAAAGAACUCGGAAUGCCGACUGCUAUCCUGACCUUCAUCCGCUUCAUUCCACACGGCGAGGCGGCUGGAGCAAGAGAAGACACAGCUAAUAUUGAGCAGUUCUUACAACUCGCUGAAACCUCAGGCAACGAAGACGGAUCCGAGAUAGUGCGCAUGAUGGAAUCUCUUUUACUCGACGACGCGCGUAGCACACAAUCUUGUUGCUACAGCGGACGGCCAAACUCAUAGAGUUUAGAACCAACAAAGUUUGCACAGCAUCCUGAUCAACAAUGUUUGCACAGCAUCCUGAUCUGUACACGUACAUGUAGAUUUCGUGAAACACAGCCACGUCCGACCACCGAGUUACCACUGAGAUUUAAGCACAUGAACGAUCGACACAAUACAGUAUUGGAGUUGUAAGUUACCAUGUAGAUUUAUUUUGUUCAAAAAUUGUGUUUCUAAGGGAGCUGAGCUGCUACUGCUCCCGGUUCUAACAUAUCUUCUUCACCUUAUCUCUUCUGGUGGUUCAGGAAGCGCAGUGACAGCAGUGCCAGCACACGGAACACCGCGAUGAAGAUGAACACGU
Molecule: messenger RNA, 1683 nt
Organism: Phytophthora nicotianae INRA-310
Lineage: Eukaryota; Oomycota; Peronosporomycetes; Peronosporales; Peronosporaceae
Exons: 1
Coding region: 42-1346 (434 amino acids)
Source: RefSeq, a predicted model, not a curated record